AUGGUUCGAUUCCGAGUGCUGGAUAAUCCCUCGGAAAAUUGGAACACACAGCAUCCGUUCUUUCGUGUGUUUACCCACUACAUGCCCGAGCAAUCUCGGUCCGACCUUCAAAAGCAGUUCUUGAUGGUUGUCAAGACGGACUUCUUGCAGAAGAACAACGUCAGUGUGAACAAAGUGAUCCUAACCUUUAUUCAUCUCAUCCUGAGUUCAUUCUGUGGGACCACGGUCACUCAUUUAGCCGUGGCCAGGAUUUUGUACUUCUCGAUCUGCGAUUUGAUCCUGAAACGAACCGAACUCCGACCAAUCGGAUUCAAGGUACUCCAAGGGCUUUGGCAACAUAGCCGCAUUCACCCGGAGGACGAGCCUUAUUUAGAGGUCUUGGAAAAAGAGAACCAGACUGUGAUUCACGCGCAAUUAGGCCACGCCCCCACAAUGGAGUUCUUCCAAUUAUUCUCGGCCCUGACCCCAUUUAAUCCCGCAUUAACGAGAGCUCUUCUCCACCUUCUGCGUGAUCAAGUGGCCUUGAUCGAGGCUCGUCGAGGCCUGUCCAGUCACAAAGAUCAUUCCCUUCGUCGAGGCCUUAAUCUCAUUCAAGAGAGUCUGACGAAAGCGCCCAAUUGACGGCGGGAUCAUACAUGACAUGUGCUAGGUGUUUUGAAUUAGAUAAAUAUAUCUGAACUGUAUGGAUAAUCUAA
This is a messenger RNA of Tigriopus californicus, 695 nucleotides long. RefSeq lists its product as uncharacterized. The coding region runs from base 1 to 621 and encodes 206 amino acids. The record is from RefSeq and is a predicted model, not a curated record. The transcript has a single exon. NCBI's taxonomy places the organism in Eukaryota, Metazoa, Arthropoda, Copepoda, Harpacticoida, Harpacticidae.